AUGUGCGACGCCAUCGUUGCCGUGCCGAGGGGCCCCAAGCGGGGAGGAACCUUUUAUCAUGCCUUGCAGCAGCAGCAGCAGCAGGAGCAACUGCAACAGUCGGUGUCGUCGGCCGGUCGCGACAACUGCAAGCAAGCAAGCAAGGCUCUCUCUGCUGCGCUGCAUCUGCCGUUGCGGGUAGAUCUGCCGAGAGAGCCCUCUCCCAGUCUCCAUCUGCCUCACCAUGGCACGCCACUCACUCCCUGCCGGCCUUGGACCACGCACGGCCUGGUUCGAGCUCCUGAUCGGCGUCUUGAUACAAUAUUCUCCGCCUGGCCCUGGUGUUGUCUGUGCAUAAUGACGGCGCGUCGCCGACGUCGCAAGCCUUUCCUCGCCAAGGAUCCUGGUGAGUGCCGCGGCACGCAUGUCACGGCGAGUCAGUGUCGUCGCGAUGGGAAGAGACGCUUGAUUAGAUUCGACGGCUUGCUGAGGGGUCGGGUUGGGCAAGUCGCAGGCAAAUGGACCGAGAAUUGCACGAUCAUGCGUCCCUCAUAA
Molecule: messenger RNA, 534 nt
Organism: Purpureocillium lilacinum
Lineage: Eukaryota; Fungi; Ascomycota; Sordariomycetes; Hypocreales; Ophiocordycipitaceae
Source: RefSeq, a predicted model, not a curated record